Messenger RNA from Lepus europaeus (European hare), 1626 nucleotides. RefSeq names its product transmembrane serine protease 11A (gene TMPRSS11A). The transcript is spliced from 15 exons. Gene Ontology annotation, biological process: proteolysis. NCBI's taxonomy places the organism in Eukaryota, Metazoa, Chordata, Mammalia, Lagomorpha, Leporidae. Bases 1 to 1626 code for a protein of 541 amino acids. The record is from RefSeq and is a predicted model, not a curated record. Gene Ontology annotation, molecular function: serine-type endopeptidase activity.
AUGGCUGCUGUGAAAAACACUAAGGAACAGGUAAAGGAUUGUGGAACUUUGGAUUUAUCAAAACAACAGUCUGAAAAACUUUUACUAAUUCCAUUUACACUCGAGGAAGCGAACAUCAGAAGAACCAAACAACUGUGGGGUACCAUUUGGUUGUCACAGUGUAAUUGUGACCAAACACUACCUAUUUUUACUCUUCGUGUUGCUGUCAGAAAAAAAGGGACAUCUACUAAAUCUAGAGAUGUCAUUCAGUUGAUUAGAAAAUCGAGUUCAGUGGGUGCAGACCUACAAGAUCAUAUUCUUCCUCCUGUCGGUGAUGUAUCGAAAUUUAUGGGACAUUGCAUGAUUAAUAUUGGUGAUCAGCGCUAUAGUUCUGGACAAGGGGCAGUUGGGUUCGGCACCCGAAGGAGAGCCCUGCAGCCAUGGAUGAUCGCCCUUCUGGUUGUGUUAUCACUGAUAGUGGUGGCAGUGGUCAUCGGUCUUCUGAUUCACUUCUUAGUCCCUGGCCAAAAAAUGGAGUACUAUCAUGGCACCUUUAAAAUGUCACACCUACAAGUCAGUAACAAUUCUGGACAAAACAGCGCAUAUCAAUUUAAAGAUUUAAGGGAGAUGAGUGAAAACAUGGUGGAUGAGAUAUUUAUAGACUCGACCUUGAACAAACACUACAUUGAGAAUCGGGUAGUCAGAUUGACUCCACAAGAAGAUGGUGUGAAAGCAGAUGUCGUUAUGGUAUUCCAGUUCCCCUCUACUGGACGAAGAGCAGUUAGAGAGAAGAAAGUCCACAGCAUCUUAAAACAGAAGAUAAGGAACAUAAGAGCCUUGCAGAUAAAUACCUCAUCAGUUCAAGUUAAUGCAAUGAGCUCAUCAACAGGGAAGCUAACUGUCCAAGCAUGUUGUGGCAAACGUACUGUCCCAUUAAUUGUCAACAGAAUAAUGUCUGGAGACAUUGCAGCCAAGGCUGCUUGGCCUUGGCAAGCUUCCCUUCAGCGUGAUAACAUCCACCAGUGUGGGGCUACCUUAAUUAGUAAUACGUGGGUCGUCACUGCAGCACACUGCUUUAAGAACAAUGCGAAUCCACGCCAAUGGACUGUCAGUUUCGGAACGACAAUCAACCCUCCCUUGAUGAAAAGAAGUGUCAGAAGGAUUAUUGUCCACGAGCGCUACCGCUCCCCGGCAAGAGAGUACGACAUUGCCGUGGCGCAGUUCUCCCCCAGAGUCGCCUUUUCAGACGACAUUCGCCGCGUUUGUUUGCCGGAAGCUUCCGCGUCCUUCCGACCGAAUUCGACGGUCUACAUCACGGGAUUCGGAGCGCUUUUCUACGGCGGGGAAUCCCAAAAUGAUCUUCGAGAAGCCAGACUGAAAAUUAUAAGCAAUGAUGUGUGCAAGCAACCACAGGUGUAUGGCAAUGAUAUAAAAUUUGGGAUGUUUUGUGCCGGAUAUCUGGAAGGAAUUUAUGAUGCCUGCAGGGGCGAUUCUGGAGGACCUUUAGUGGCAAAGGAUAAUAAAGAUACCUGGUACCUCAUUGGAAUUGUGAGCUGGGGUGAUAACUGUGGUCAAAAGAACAAACCUGGAGUCUACACAGAAGUGGCUUAUUAUCGACACUGGAUUGCUUCCAAAACGGGCCUUUGA